AACACCACCCCUUUCCGCCCCGUGACGUCGGAUGUGACGUAAGCAGGGUCCCUUCAGCUGAGGGAAUCUUGCCGCGACCUUUGGGGUACUGAAUGGUUUUUAACAGGUUAAAUCAUGGCAGCAGCGAUGGAAACAGAACAUCAAACUUCUGAGAUAUUCGGAAGUGUAGAUGCUGAAGACAUAGACACAGGAGAACCCCAGGAACUUGAACCCUUCUACGUAGAGAGGUAUUCCAGGACACUUCUUAGAUAUAUUCUUGGUGACAGCCAGAAGUUUCAUGAGUUCUUGAUGCCCAAGGCACCACAUGACUUUUAUUUUGUGAAGAAAAAUGAUCCCGAAGGACCUCAUUCAUACAGGCUGUACUUCCUAGCCCUGUCUCAUGAAACCAGAGAAAGCACAAUUUUCUAUUCAGAAAUUCCAAAAAAUAUUAAUAAGGAUGCUUUGCUUAUGCUUUCAUGGAAGCCAUUAUUGGAUUUCUAUCAGUCUCCUUCAGACUAUGGAAUGUAUUCCCGUGAGGAGGAAUUGUUAAGAGAAAGGAAAAGAAUUGGAACACUUGGUAUUACCUCCUAUGAUUAUCAUCAAGAAAGUGGAUUGUUUUUAUUUCAAGCCAGGAAUAAUGUUUAUUAUGUUAAAGAUGGAGGAACGCAUGGAUUUACUAAGCAGCCUUUAAAGCCCAACAUUCUGAGGACCUCAUGUCCAGGUGUACGAAUGGAUCCAAAAAUUUGUCCUGCAGAUCCCACCUAUGUUUCUUUUAUCCACAACAAUGACAUCUGGCUCUCCAAUAUUGAAGCAGGAGAGGAAAGGAGACUCACAUUUGUACAUGAAGGACUGCCUAAUACAGAAAACAGUCCAAAAUCUGCUGGAAUAGCUACAUAUGUUUUACAGGAGGAAUUUAACCGUUACACAGGCUAUUGGUGGUGUCCAGAAGCUGAACAGACAAGUGCACAUGGAGAGAGGAUUCUUAGAAUUCUGUAUGAAGAGAAUGACGAAUCUAAUGUAGAAGUUAUACAUGUGGCAUCUCCUUUCUUAGAAAAAAGAAAAACAGAAUGUUUUAGAUACCCUUGUGCAGGUACUUCAAAUCCAAAAACAACAUUGAAAAUGUCUGAAGUAAGACUUGAUACUGAAGGAAAGUUUGUGAACGCUGUAAACAAGAAACUUGUGCAGCAGUUUGAAAUCCUUUUUCCAGGCACUGAAUACAUUGCACGAGCAGGAUGGACACGCGAAGGAAAAUAUGCUUGGGCUAUUCUGUUGGAUCGUUCUCAAACUCGACUUCAGAUUGUGCUUAUACCUCCAGCACUUUUCAUCCCAGUUGCUGAUACAGAAGAACAAAAGGAUUUGAUAGUAUCAGUGCCUGACUCAGUGACACCUCUGAUUAUUUAUGAGGAAACAACAGACGUAUGGAUCAAUAUCCAUGAUAUCCUUCACUUUUUUCCACAAACAAAUGAACAUGUUAUUCAGUUUAUUUUUGCCACUGAAUGUAAAACUGGAUUUCGACACCUGUACAAAAUUACUUCAUCUUUACAGGCAAGCAAGUACAACUGGUCUAUUGGAGGUCUUCCAUCUUCAGAUGAUUUUAAGUGCCCUGUUAAAGAAGAACUGGCCGUCACCAGUGGAGAAUGGGAGGUGCUUGGAAGACACGGAUCAAAUAUAUGGGUAGAUGAAGCUAAAAGGCUUGUGUAUUUUCAAGGAACUAAAGAUACACCUUUAGAACAUCAUUUAUAUGUGACAAGCUAUGAGCACCCAGGGGAGAUCACACGGUUAACAGAUCUUGGCUACUCAAAUACAUGUAGGGUUAGUCAGUACUUUGAUAUGUUUGUCAGCAAAUAUAGUAACCAGGAGUCUCCACCAUGCAUUGGUGUCUUCAGAGUGAAUGAUCCGGACGGUGCUGCAACAGACAGUUUGAAACAAUUCUGGGCUUCUCUUGUAGAAUCACCAGGAUGUCUUCCAGAUUAUAUUCCACCUGAGAUAUUUUCCUUUGAAAGCAAAUCUGGAUUUACAUUAUAUGGAAUGAUUUAUAAACCUCAUAAUCUUCAACCUGGAAAGAAGUACCCAACUGUACUAUAUGUGUAUGGUGGUCCACAGGUACAGCUUGUGAAUAACCAUUUUAAAGGGGUAAAGCACUCCCGUCUGAACACAUUGGCUUCCUUGGGCUACGUGGUAGUGGUGAUUGACAACAGAGGCUCCUGCCACAGAGGUCUUAAAUUUGAAGGUGCCUUCAAAUACCGGAUGGGCCAAGUAGAAAUUGCCGAUCAGGUUGAGGGUCUGCAGUAUAUAGCAUCAAAAUGUAAAUUCAUUGACAUGGAACGAGUCGGAAUUCAUGGAUGGUCUUAUGGAGGCUACUUGUCUCUCAUUGGUCUAAUACUUCAUCCUGAAAUCUUUAAGGUUGCUGUAGCUGGAGCUCCUGUAACUAUGUGGACUUUGUACGACACUGGAUACACAGAGCGUUAUAUGGGACAACCUGAUCAGAAUGAACAAGGAUAUCAUCUUGGAUCAUUAGCUAUGCAAGUUCAUAAAUUCCCUCUGGAGCCUUAUCGUCUGCUGCUCCUCCAUGGAUUCCUAGAUGAAAAUGUUCACUUUGCUCAUACUAAUAUUCUUGUAAGUCUUCUCAUCAGAAGUGGAAGGCCGUACGACCUGCAGAUUUAUCCUCAAGAGAGACACAGUUUAAGAGUUCCUGAAUCUGGAGAGCACUAUGAACUACAUCUGCUGUUCUACUUACAAGAAAACCUAGGAUCCAAACUUGCUGCAGAAAAGGCACUACAAUAGCUCUUUACUUGACGGCUACAUAAUUGGACUAUGAUACAUGUCUUUUGGAGUUUAUUCCAUGCCAGUCUCACUUAGCACCUGACACAAAUACUGUGAAUGUUUAUUGGAAACUAUGCCAUACAGAAACAUUUCAGAUUAAGAGUAUGCUGCAGUGACACUGAAUAAUUUUAAUAAAAAUCAGGACUGCUUUUUCCUAUGAUGGCAAAAGCUUAGUUACAAUGUUUACUUAAAACAUUUUUGGGUCAUGCAAAAUGCACAUUUUGUGCACUGUUAGCAAAUCUUUAAUUAGGUUUCUAUAGAAUACUUCUAGAUCAACUGACUUGCAUUGCAAUUAGAGAUAUUAUAUUAUUAAAAGGAACAUUUGUGAGACAUAUAUAAAAUGUUGAAAGUUGUUGAAAAUAAAUUAAGAUAUUUCUUA
Messenger RNA from Protopterus annectens (West African lungfish), 3181 nucleotides. It is a transcript of the gene DPP8, whose product is annotated as dipeptidyl peptidase 8. Lineage: Eukaryota; Metazoa; Chordata; Ceratodontiformes; Protopteridae. Gene Ontology annotation, molecular function: dipeptidyl-peptidase activity; serine-type peptidase activity. The record is from RefSeq and is a predicted model, not a curated record. The coding region runs from base 115 to 2763 and encodes 882 amino acids. The transcript is spliced from 20 exons. Gene Ontology annotation, biological process: proteolysis.